Molecule: messenger RNA, 1145 nt
Organism: Spinacia oleracea (spinach)
Lineage: Eukaryota; Viridiplantae; Streptophyta; Magnoliopsida; Caryophyllales; Amaranthaceae
Product: embryo-specific protein ATS3A
Exons: 4
Coding region: 204-779 (191 amino acids)
Molecular function (GO): protein binding
Source: RefSeq, a predicted model, not a curated record
UGUCCAACUCCAAGUCUCCAAACACUUAAAAAAAAAUGGUCCAAAACCUUGGAUUUAUCAUUGAUGAAUAAUAUGAGAGAAACGUGUUACUGACUGCUGACUUCCUGUAUAAAUAACUUAUUUUGCUGCCAUUAAUCCACAUUUUCUCCCAUUAAUUUACUGAGAAUUUUGCACUCAGGAAAUUAACCAAAAAAAAUUAAACAAUGGCGAGAUUCCAUAUUUUCCUGGCCCUUUUUUCCAUCAUCUUAAUCCACGCUUCAUCAUCAUCCAUCCCUUCUACUGAUACUGAAUCAGAACUCCCUCUUCUUUCUCUCAGGAUUAAGCCUAAUCUGACAAGUGCUUCAAGCUGCACUUUCAGAGUUGAAAUCAAAACAAGCUGCAAUUCGGUAUCUUACACUAGAGAUCAAAUUAGUCUUUCUUUUGGCGAUGCUUAUGGGAAUCAGGUGUAUGUGCCAAGGAUUGAUAAUCCGUCUGCUCGUGCUUUCGAGGCGUGCUCAACGGAUACCUAUGAUGUAACCGGCCCAUGUACAUAUGAUGUAUGCUAUGUGUACCUUUACCGGAGGGGAUAUGAUGGCUGGAAGGUACAGAGUGUGCGGAUUUCCAGCCCGUAUAUAAGGACCGUGACCUUCAAAUACAACAGUUGGAUACAAAGCGAUGUUUGGUUCGGGUACAAUUAUUGCAAUGGGUCUUCUUCUCAAGGUUAUAAACCUCCAUUAAGCACCCUUAUCAUGACCCUUGUAGCACUGCUGUUUCUCACGUUCGAAUGGUGCUUGUUCUGAACACUUUAAUCGCACUAUAAACACAAGACAUCCUUUCACUUGCUUGGGAACUAAACCAAAAGAUAGGAAAAAGUGAUUGAAGAAUAGAGGUUUUUUGGGGUGCCAGGGUGGGUGCUUCAUCGGUUCAUCCCUACUUGGCUACUAGUGGUUCUACUCUACUUUGAUAUAUAUAUUUUUUGCAUGUUGUUUAAUGUAUGGAGGAAUUAUGGUGUGAGUAACCUGAAGAUUUAGUGCUUAUGUUGCUAGGAAAUCAUGAACCUUUAUUUUUGUUGAAGGUUUCUUGAUGAUUGGGUUUGUGAUUCUCAGUAUAUUAGUCACAUGAUACUUGUUUACUCGGCUAAUUUAUGUAGGAUUUUGGUUUUGUGA